UGGCAACCUCAUAACCAACCUCUAACCAUGCCGUUGCACCUUCUCGGCAAGAAGUCAUGGAACGUCUACAAUCCUGCAAACAUCGACCGCGUGAAGCGAGACGAAGCAGAAGCCAAACAGCGUGAAGAAGAAACAGAGGCCCAGACCCAGAAAGAUGAGGCAGAUGCGCGACUGCGGCUACUACGGGGCAACGCUCCCCUUCCGAAACCCAUCGAGUCACAGAUAGACUCACACCCCAAGGAUACUCGCCGGAACAACAAGCGGAAACUGCCCGGCGAAGACGAUACAGACAGGGAAAUACGGCUCGCUCACACUCCUCAUUCUCAGCCGCUUCCGGCGGCCGCACCAAAAUCCAAGAACGAUGAUCCCAUUGUCGAUGCAAACGGAAAUAUUGCGCUCGUAGCAGUUCCUGAGCCUGCCACGAAGAAGCCACGUCUAGACAAAGAUCCGUACACAGUAUACCUUUCACACGCGAGCGGCAAGGGGAAAGAAUCCGGCGAAAAACCAUGGUACAGCAAUACGCCGGAUCCGGACAAAAGAGGCAAGUCAUGGGGUGACACAAACCCACGCCGGCACGAGCGCGAGGCCGCACGCAUCGCCGCGAACGAUCCACUCGCCGCGAUCAAGAAAGGCGUCAAACAAGUCCGGGAAGCGGACAAAGAGAGGAAAGCAUGGAUGGCGCAACGGGAAAGAGAUCUGAAAGAAGUUGAGGAGCUGGCAAGGCAGCAACGGCGACGUGAGCGUGACGAAAAGCGGAGAAGGAGACGGGAAGGCGACGAAGAGGAUCGACUUAGCCUAGAGGAUUUCAAUCUGGACGAGGGCAAUGCGAAGCCUCGUGAUCGAGGGCACAACGACGAACAUCGCGAGAAACACCGUCCUCGUGAUCCUAGCCACCGGCAUCGACAUCGCCAUCGUCACCAUCGAGAUUCCAGUCACAGCCACAGUCACAGCCGGUCGCAUAGAGACACUGAAGUUGUGCAGCAGCAAAGAUGAAAGUCGCCAUACAUACCUAGGUACCUUGGUAUUGAACCAAUUCACGAUGAUAUGACAUAUUCAGAUACCCGAAGUACAAUGAAAUGACUCUAUGACUAUGAAAAU
Messenger RNA from Exophiala viscosa, 1098 nucleotides. RefSeq lists its product as uncharacterized. The transcript has a single exon. The coding region runs from base 28 to 993 and encodes 321 amino acids. The record is from RefSeq and is a predicted model, not a curated record. NCBI's taxonomy places the organism in Eukaryota, Fungi, Ascomycota, Eurotiomycetes, Chaetothyriales, Herpotrichiellaceae.